Messenger RNA from Melitaea cinxia (Glanville fritillary), 804 nucleotides. It is a transcript of the gene Sdhaf3, whose product is annotated as succinate dehydrogenase assembly factor 3, mitochondrial. Lineage: Eukaryota; Metazoa; Arthropoda; Insecta; Lepidoptera; Nymphalidae. Gene Ontology annotation, cellular component: mitochondrion; mitochondrial intermembrane space. The record is from RefSeq and is a predicted model, not a curated record. Gene Ontology annotation, biological process: succinate metabolic process; mitochondrial respiratory chain complex II assembly. The coding region runs from base 312 to 710 and encodes 132 amino acids. The transcript has 3 exons.
CAAUUAAUGUCAAUUUCCUUGCUGUCAAUUUAUUCUUCCAAAAUCAAAAAGUAGAGAAAGUGAGAGUGUGAAGUAGCUAAAAUGAAAUACCUAGUGAAAUUGGCCAUUAUCUUUCAUACUCUUUGACAUUGGUGGAAUCAACCGCGCUUCACGGACACGACUAAAAGCUAUUGAACCAAUCGAUAAAUUGGAUAAUGUUUUUCUAAAAAUAACAUGAAUAAUUGAAUAUGAAGAAAUAAAAUUUACAAUUACCGUUUUUAUUUCUUAAUUUUUAUUGUUAAUAAUAAGUUAAAUAACAAGAAAUAAGGUACAUGAAAUUUUUCAAAAUGUUUGCUGCAGACCAUGCAUUACGAGUAAGAAUGUUGUAUAAAUUAAUUUUUCGUGUGCAUCGAGCCAUGCCUGCUGAACUCCGGAUAUUAGGUGAUAACUAUGCAAGAGAAGAAUUCAAGAGACAUAAAAAUUGCAACCCGCAAGAAGCUAGUAUUUUUCUUCAUGAAUGGACUAAUUAUGCAAUCAAGUUAGCAAAACAGACGAAGCCUUUGCAUCAGGCUAAAAAGAAAACUCUUGGAAAAUAUUUGGACCCAAAAAUCUUAGACUAUAUGACUGAUGAACAGUUAGUUCAGUUGUAUGAACUACAUAAGGCUACCUCGCUGCAGUCUGAUGAUCCCAAACAAAUCAACGUUACCAAUAAAAACAAUAAUGAUAGAUAGAAAAUGUUAUUUAGACAAAAAAAUAAUGUAAUUAAAUAAAUGUGGCGUUUGUAUUUGAUUCAUACAUACUAAAAUAAAAUGUUUUAGUUAUAAA